This is a messenger RNA of Medioppia subpectinata, 1536 nucleotides long. The record is from the annotation of a GenBank genome assembly. Lineage: Eukaryota; Metazoa; Arthropoda; Arachnida; Sarcoptiformes; Oppiidae.
AUGAUCCGAGAACUGUGGCGAGCGUUGGGUAUCGACCCGGAGAUCACACCCAACCACUUGACUCUCGGCGAGAUUGGCAUUGAAUCCAUGUUUGCCGUUGAGUUGCAACAGGAGUUGGAGAGGGACUGGAAUACGAAGGUAUCGCUAAAUCAGGUGAAGAGUAUAACUAUCGGUAUGUUGAAGGACUACGAGGUGGGCGCUGUUGGCGAAAUCAAAAAGCAUUUGGACGAUAUCAAAAGGGCUAGACUCGCCCUUCUAAAGUUGAAUUUCGUGAUGCCUACCCAAACCCAUACACCGCUCAACACUGUAACAAAAGGGACGCCCAUAUACUUUAUGCCACCCAUUUUGGUGUCAUUUGGUGCUAUGGAAGAGUUGGCCCAAAGAAUUAACCGACCGGUGAUUGGUCUGAAUUGGACCCGUGAGGUGAGCGCACUGACCACUAUGAAAGCGGUGACCGCCUAUUACGUGAAGCUACUGAAAACGCUUGAGCCGAAAGGCAAGUGCGAUGUGUUGGGCUAUUUCGACGGCGCCAUCAUUUGCUCAAAGUAUUUGCUGAAGGGAAUGGUUGGGCGGGCGGUGAUCAUCGACGUGAUCAACGACACCCGCUUUCGGGACGAGUUUAUGACCGACGAGUAUAUACUCGAAUAUUUGCUGUCAUUCCUCUCCAACGCCAUUCCCGACUCGUUCAGAGAGAAAAUACUGCGUGAUUUGAAAAAGGAGCAGGGUAUGAGUGGCAAACUCAAGUUCAUUGUCAACGAGUUGGGCGACUUUGCGGGCAAAGGUCUGGUGGCCACUGAUAUGGAGGAGAUCUUUGAAGUGAUGAUAAGCAGAAUUCAAAUGCUUUCCAAAUACCGAAUGGAAAAGAAGAAGAAGUUGUCCAACAAAUUGAAGACAACGAUCGGCAAGAAGUGGUCCACAAAGACGGGUAAACUCGUUAUCAUUAAACCGUUUCAGUUUGAAUUGUGCGAAGACGUCGACGAGACUAUGGAGAAGGCACGCGACACUUAUUUUCUACCUGGAUCAAAUGAGCAGGGUAUGAGUGGCAAACUCAAGUUCAUUGUCAACGAGUUGGGCGACUUUGCGGGCAAAGGAUUAUUAUUGUGUGCUCUGGUUUUGAUGGGUUUGGUGGCCGGCAUGUGGUGUCGCUGUGGCACAGAUGGCAAGUGCCCCUCAGGCCAGUGCUGUAUGUUAGACAUACACACCAUUACCGAGUCAUGUGUUACUCACGUCAAGAAAGGCGAUGGAGGCUGUGGUCCCCGACAAACUGGAUAUUGCUGCGUUAAAGGCUUACUUGCGGAUCAGGGAGUUUGCAACGACCUAUUGCCCAAGGGCACUUCGUGCAAAAACACUUAUUGCCAUAUCCUAUGCCUGAGCAGAGAGUCCACACCAACAGUGGGCUCAUCCAAUAUAACGAGUCUGGGUUUGUGUAACAUUGUUAUGGCGAUCGACACCCGGCGCUGUUCGCCACCGCUUAAUACACCGAUAAGUCUCGACAAAUCGGGCAAAUCUAAUAAACGACGCAAACCUUCCAAUUGA